UUUCGAAAACACUUCCCUCUCAUACUCUUUUAUCAUCGAGCUUCUCCCUCGCGUAACAGAGCGUAACAGAGCGUAACUUCUUAUUCACGUAACAGAGAUCUUCGACCAAGCUUCUUACUCUCCGUCACCAAGAUAAUCAGAGCAAGCUUAUUCCUCACAUCAUCCGAUUGAGAUCGCCGGAGCUAUUAUUCUCCCGUUCUUGAAGAAUCCAUAAUCUUAUACCAAAGAGAUCACGAGAUAGUCUUCCUCCUCUCUCUGAUGGGAUCAUUGGCAGCUAUUCAACUGUUGGUGGAAGACAGCUUUUCUGAACUCUGUCCCAAGGCAAAUCACGGCAGAACAAAACGCGUCCUCCGAUUAAGAUCCUGCGAUACCGUGUGCACAAGAUGCACAUACCCUAUGGAACCCACGCUUAAGGUUCUCAAGUAUAGAGAUGAAAACUGCGUUUGGGUUGAUGAACUCGGACGUUUUGUUGAAUGUUCACGUGUCCAGGUGGAAGUCAAUGCAGGCAGAGAGCUCAUACGACUGAACCAGAACCAUACGGAGUACAACUGCGAAGUAGAUAACUUCUGUUCUCUGGCUUGUAAGAUUGACAACGUGAUGAAUCAGUUUGGGACCUUGUCAAGCAUAAAUUUGGUGAAUCGUCAAGCGAGGAAAAGGAGGACAGGGGGAAGGAGGAAAGGAGAUGUGGGUAUCUUUCAUCGUUUUUUCAGGAUUUUUUUGGUUACAAGGAGAGCGAGGUCUGGAGGUCGACGAAGAAGAAUAUCUACGGCUGCUGCUGAGGAUGCACGUCUCCCUCCAAAGAAGAGGAGGAACAGGGGAGGAUAGUGCAUGGUCUUUGUGCUGGUGAUAUGCCUCUGAAGGAAAUGCAUAGAUAGCCAAGCAGUUUACAUCCACAUCGAUCUUAUUCUUACAUUUUCUUACCCUUUUUUCAUUUUGGUUUGGGUUGAACAAAAAUUAGGGAGCCCUUUGAGUUUUACUUUCUCGUUCUUUCUGUAAAUAGUGGAGGAGCCAAAUGAGCUUUGUU
Messenger RNA from Raphanus sativus (radish), 1024 nucleotides. RefSeq lists its product as uncharacterized. NCBI's taxonomy places the organism in Eukaryota, Viridiplantae, Streptophyta, Magnoliopsida, Brassicales, Brassicaceae. Bases 259 to 825 code for a protein of 188 amino acids. The transcript has 4 exons. The record is from RefSeq and is a predicted model, not a curated record.